UGGGAAUCAUUGGUUGUUAAUUGAUUACAGUAUUUCUCAUUACCCUGCUGACUCAGAAAAUGACUAGCCUUCCCGAUCAAUUUCAGCUACUACUAUAUCGCCAGCAACAGCGUGUUUUGGACUAUUUACGAACGCGACUGCUAGAUCUCCCAUGUUUCGGAGACGUGGAAGAAACUGAUGAAUUCAUUUCUCACUUACAAACUGAACUCGAGAAUGACUGCAGGACAUAUGAAGAUAAAAACAAAAGCCUCUAUGAAUCCCUUAUGAUCAGUAAUGCAAAUGAGGCAGUCGCUCAUAAUCCGUCCAGCGAUCCAGAAGUGCCCAAUUCAGAAGCAUGCCCUGUUGUGGGUUCAAAUCCCACUGUGCCUGAAACAUGUGAGGUAUCCAGCUUACAAGAAGAACCUCUCGUGCCAGAAAAUGUUUCCCGUGGAUCACAUAAUGGUCAGAAAUCAAAUACAAUUUUCGAAGGUGCUGUCUAUUUUAGUGACCUAUUAUCCAGUGAUGGAAUUUUGGAGAGGUCUGAAGAAUAUGUUGCACCAAAAUCAAACCUUAAUGACCUCAUGUCUGGUGUCGCUAAUCCUCAUCAUCUAGUCAGUUUUAGUGAACCCUCUACUCAAUGCGCGAAAUAUGCUUUAAAUAGAGUCAGACUAACUGUUACUUGGGUAUAUGAGGACCCAACGUUAUUUCGCGGGGGAGGACGGACGCAGAAAAUUUUAAAACGCAGAUAUGAACUCCGCAUCUUUCGAAAAAGGGGAGGUGUUGGGAUAGUCGGAAAAAGAGACCAAUAAUUACCAUGUUAAGUUCAAUGGUGUCCUUGAACCUUAAAUGUACAUUCUUAUUGGUCGAUGUUUAUUUCACUUGUUAAAUAUUGUACAAAUGUUGUUUCCUAUUUUAUGGUACGAUGUGGUUUGUUUGCUUGGUAUAUAAAUAGAGUAUGUUUGAAAUAUAAUGAUUCAUAACCCAG
Molecule: messenger RNA, 964 nt
Organism: Schistosoma curassoni
Lineage: Eukaryota; Metazoa; Platyhelminthes; Trematoda; Strigeidida; Schistosomatidae
Source: the annotation of a GenBank genome assembly